AUGGCCGCUUCAUUGGGCAAGUUGACCUUGAUGUAUCUCUCGUGUCGUCUGGCCGCAACCGAGUCAGAGUAUCGUGCCGGGAGUGCUAAUAUAAAACUUUACAUUAUGGAAAUAUUCAAUGCAAUGUUCGUAGAGCAAACAUUUUUUAUGAUAACAAUAACAGUGAGAUUCUCGCCUAGGCUGGCUUGCUCUUCUACACCAGUGAGUGGGUCAACUGCAGCCCUGGAAGUGGAAGAACUCGAAGCUUUUUCGGCUAGGCUUCCAAACGUGGGCUGCGAAGGUAUCGAGACUAGCCAGACCCUUUGCAUCGAACCUACCUUAGUCAGGGCUACGGGGCAGCUCUUGUGCAAGGAGGUUGCACGCACGGGCCUCCGAGGAAGUCCCAUCCACGGGUAG
Molecule: messenger RNA, 396 nt
Organism: Histoplasma capsulatum G186AR
Lineage: Eukaryota; Fungi; Ascomycota; Eurotiomycetes; Onygenales; Ajellomycetaceae
Exons: 4
Coding region: 1-396 (131 amino acids)
Source: RefSeq, a predicted model, not a curated record